Molecule: messenger RNA, 1272 nt
Organism: Salvia miltiorrhiza (redroot sage)
Lineage: Eukaryota; Viridiplantae; Streptophyta; Magnoliopsida; Lamiales; Lamiaceae
Exons: 10
Coding region: 182-847 (221 amino acids)
Source: RefSeq, a predicted model, not a curated record
CUAUCUCAAAAAAAAAAAAUGGGGAAUGAAAGUUGGGGCCAUUUUAUUUUGAAAGACUUUCAAACUUGGUGGUCAUAACAAUUAACAACGAAACGACGUCGCUGCGUUAUUGGGUCCUUCCCUGACCAAUAGUCAAUUAAAUUCAAUUGGAAACUACUAAUCAUCGGUGACCGGCGAAGCCAUGGCUGGAACCUCAACUUCAAUGGCGGCGUUGCUUCUCCUCUUACUGGGUUUAGCGAUACCGAGCUCACUUGCUUAUCGACCCGGGGACAUAGUUCCCAUGAGCCGAAUGGGGCAAUAUCACGCUUCGAGGACCGUUUGGCAAGAUAUGAUCGGCAGGCAUUGCCCGAUAUUCGCGGUUAAUCGCGAGGCGUUGAUUCCUAUACCUAAGCCCACUGGAUAUACUGGAGCUGAUCCGUACAAAAUAUCAUUUCAAGUUGGACAAGAAAAAUUUUAUGUUCCUUGGCUUUUUGUUAUCAACCGGAAGAGUUCUGAAGUACCAAUGAUUGAGAUGCAUCUGAGGUACUCAGGAGCUGAUUUGCUUGGUGUCACUGCAAAAGUUGUAGAUAUGCCUAACAGCUAUGUAGAACUUCAUCCAGACAUCCGCAAACAAUUUUGGGAUCAGCAAACAUGGCCAAAACAUAUUCUUGUCAGAUACACAUGGGAGGAGCAGUCAGAGAUAGAUGUCGCUUCUGGAUUUUAUGUUCUCUUUGGAUCAGGGCUGAUGCUUUCUUUCAUUCUCUCAAUCUAUGUCUUACAAUCAUCAAAAGAUAAAUUGGCAAGGUUUGUGAAGGAGACAGUAGCUGAAAGUAGCAUGCCUGCUGGAGGUGUCGCUAAAGUUGAAUGAUUAUCUUGAAAUACAAGGGUUGACGGAGUCUACUGCAGUCUGCAGGCAAGCAAAGUGAACUAGCGUAGUUUGUAGGGAUCGAGAGGUCUACCUUGUGACGGAGUAUAUGCAAAUGAUGCGGCGAGCAAAAUUGUGCCCAGAAAACCUAGUCGUUGAAUAGAUUGAAAUACGGGCAUCGAUUAGAAAUGGCUCGACACAGAAGGUAAAUAACUCCAAUAUUUUCCUUCUUGCAGUGAGAUUUCCUGUCAGGGUUUUGUGUAUGAUUAUGAAUGUGGAGUAAAGAAAUAUAUACUUAACUACAGCUUUUGAGACUCACUGGCUUCCAAUUAAUUAACAUGGACAUCAUGAAAGAUGCUGUAUGUGUUUUUCUUCUUUGUUAUUGAAACAUUAAUGGUCUAAUGCCAUUAAUACAUUCCACUGUUUCA